AUGUCUGCGAUCGCGGCACUCUCAUUCUCGGGCAUCGUGUAUGCAGAGCCGGGGCAGCGGUUCGAGUUUUGCCCAAACAUUCCUCAUGUGCUCGGACAUGUCGGCAGCUGGAAUCUGACAGCAGUUGACGGCACAGUCCGUCCGCCGGGCUGGAUCGACUUUGAUCGCCGCACGGGAUGCAUACAUGGCCAGCCCUCGCCAGACGCCGUUCCGACCCAGCUCUUCCUGCUCGCCCCGAUGGGCUCGGCCGGCCUGUUUGCGACCCAAGUGACUCUGUGUCUCGGCCACUCGUGCCCACCUUCGAUUCCCACCCUGACCAGGCUCCAGCGCACCGGCAUAUACAUCCAGGACUGUGGAUACAGCCCGCCUCCCAUGGCCAUUGUGGGCCGGCAGUGGAACUACACUUUCCCGCGGAACGUUGUCUUUGGCAAUGCCCUCGUCUACACUGUGCGGAUAUCGCCCGCCGACAGCUGGAUCCGGGUCAGCAGUCUGUUCUUCUCGGGCGUGCCCAGGAAGACUGGAUGGAGCAACGUUGAAGUGCUUGUGCAGGAUGCCGCCAAUGCCUCCGCGCGGCUGCUGCUUGCGGUGCAGGCCAUCGGAGUCGAUUCAAGGCCGCCAGGAACCCUCUCCAGAUCCAGCGCCAAACCAGCAGGAACCCAGCCAGCGAACCCAAAUCCAUUACAGCACCCAGGCACAUCUGUGACGGUCUCUGCUUUUGUAUCGGCGUCGCCAUCUGCAGUCGCACCGCCCGAUGUCGACCACUCGAACAUGGACCAGGGUCUCGAUGACUCGCACUUGAUCGUUGUCGUUGCGGUUCUGUCACUACUGAUUGCUGCUGCCCUUAUCCUUACCCCGUGGGAACAUGCUCUUGCCGAGCAUCGGCUGUCGCCUUUCUAUCCGCCGGCAGUUGACACAUACCGCCGACCGGUCUCGCGGUCGGAUCCGGCCCCGUCGCUGUCGUCGGUGCGAUAUCGCUCCAGGCCGAUUUCGCAGUGGAUGAUCCUGCCAUCGAGCGCGACAGACUCGCAUUCCAACUGGCGGGACUCGGAGACGACCGGCCUCGCGGGGUAUCUGGAAGACUCGUGCUCCUCGCUCUACACGCAAGAGUAG
Messenger RNA from Polychytrium aggregatum, 1110 nucleotides. RefSeq lists its product as uncharacterized. The record is from RefSeq and is a predicted model, not a curated record. Gene Ontology annotation, cellular component: membrane. The transcript is spliced from 4 exons. Bases 1 to 1110 code for a protein of 369 amino acids. NCBI's taxonomy places the organism in Eukaryota, Fungi, Chytridiomycota, Chytridiomycetes, Polychytriales. Gene Ontology annotation, molecular function: calcium ion binding.